Helianthus annuus (common sunflower) is the source of this 1512-nucleotide messenger RNA. Its product is annotated as protein trichome birefringence-like 33. NCBI's taxonomy places the organism in Eukaryota, Viridiplantae, Streptophyta, Magnoliopsida, Asterales, Asteraceae. The record is from RefSeq and is a predicted model, not a curated record. The transcript has 6 exons. Gene Ontology annotation, molecular function: O-acetyltransferase activity. Bases 78 to 1355 code for a protein of 425 amino acids. Gene Ontology annotation, cellular component: Golgi apparatus.
ACACGCAUUUGUUCAUUAUACCGAAAAUCCACCAAGAAAACCUUAGACAUUACACUCUAAAACCAAAGAAAAAAGGUAUGAAGCCACCACCAACAUCUUCUUCAUCUUCAACUUCCAAUCUUAUAAAAAAAGCAAGGUUAUCUCCAUACCUUUUCACCUUGUUAGCUUUCGCCUUGUUCGUCACCAUCCUCUACGGUCAAGACCUCGGUUGCAUCCUUGGGCAAUUUGAUCUUGAUGUCGCUCCAGAUCGACUACCCCCUCCUCCAAAGAAGCAUUACAAGAAGUUGCCAUUUUCAAUUGCGGAGAAGGAGAGUAGUUGUGAUAUUUUUCGCGGCAAGUGGGUGUGGGAUCCGUUGAACCGGCCGUUGUACCAAGAAUCAGAGUGUCCGUAUAUACAGCCGCAGCUAACAUGUCAAGAGCAUGGCCGACCGGACCGCGAUUACCAGUUCUGGAGAUGGCAACCCGAUGGUUGUUCUCUUCCAAGCUUCAACGCGUCAUUGAUGCUGGAAACACUAAGAAACAAAAGAAUGAUGUUCGUCGGAGACUCCUUAAACAGAGGCCAAUACGUUUCGAUGGUGUGUCUUCUGCAUUCACUCAUCCCAGACGAAGCUAAAUCCAUGGAAACUUUUGGUUCCUUGACCGUUUUCACUGCCAAGGAUUACAAUGCGACAAUCGAGUUCUACUGGGCACCAUUUUUGAUGGAAUCGAACUCUGACGAUGCAGUCAUACAUCGUGUUUCCGAUAGAGUUGUUCGACGAGGUUCGAUUAACAAGCAUGGCAAGCAUUGGAAGGGGGUUGAUAUUAUGGUCUUCAAUACCUACUUAUGGUGGAUGACUGGCCUCAAGUUCAAGAUCUUGCUGGGUUCUUUCGACGACGAAGUGAAAGAUAUAGCAGAAGUGUCAACCGAGGAUGCUUAUCGAAUGGGGCUGAAGAGUAUGAUAAGAUGGGUCAGGAAGAAUAUGGAUCGCAAGAAAACAAGAGUCUUCUUCACAAGCAUGUCUCCUUCACAUCAAAAGAGCACUGACUGGGGCGCCGAACCAAAUGGCAACUGUUACAAUCAGACAGAAAUGAUCGCGGAUCCAAACUAUUGGGGCUCGGAUUGUAGGAAAAGCAUAAUGGAAGUAAUUGGAGACGUGUUCAAGAAAUCGACAUUUCCAAUAACAUUUCUAAACAUCACACAACUCUCACUUUACCGAAAAGAUGCCCACACCUCGAUCUAUAAGAAGCAAUGGAGCCCUUUGACACCCGAACAAAUAGCCAACCCGGUCAGCUAUGCGGAUUGUGUGCAUUGGUGCUUACCCGGGCUUCAAGAUACAUGGAAUGAGCUCUUAUUCGCUAAACUUUUCUACCCAUAAGAGUCAAAUAAUGUAUAUUCAGUUAUUAUUUCUUGGUGCAUAUAUUGUUUGUCUUUGAAAUCGUUCUUUUUGUCUAAUUGUAUCUCGGAGGCAAAAAAUGCUAGGUGAAACUAGAACUAUUUCAAUGAAAAGGAAAUGAAUUGGAUUUAGAACUUGA